Oncorhynchus nerka (sockeye salmon) is the source of this 5370-nucleotide messenger RNA. Its product is annotated as matrin-3-like. The record is from RefSeq and is a predicted model, not a curated record. The coding region runs from base 1240 to 4821 and encodes 1193 amino acids. Gene Ontology annotation, molecular function: zinc ion binding; RNA binding. Gene Ontology annotation, cellular component: nucleus. The transcript has 19 exons. Lineage: Eukaryota; Metazoa; Chordata; Actinopteri; Salmoniformes; Salmonidae.
AAAUAAACACAGCCCCUUAACCUCGGAAAAACGUCGUUUCGAAACUAAAAUAACUAACGUUACAAAUUACAACUAUAUAUUGUUUUCAUAGAAGUCCAUUUUUUUGUAGCAUAAUGUACAAUCUCAUCAUGAAAACAUGCAGCUAGAUGCCGCCAUCAAAUUAGCUUCGCAAGCCAACUAUGGCCAGAGGCCUUUCACAUCAAAUAUGUGGUUCUGCUGUUGCAUAUUAACAUUUAGUUAGUUGCUAUCAUCUUCAAACAACGUUUUUAUAUCUAAUACGCAUAGAAUUCAGCAAAUAUUAAUUCACACACUGAGUGCAAAUGUGUUUGGCAGUACAGACAAAACCGCUGUUGCGGUUAGCUGCAUCUCGUGUUAGCUAGCAACUUGUUUUUAAGAGGAACAGCUAAUGUUGCGAUACAUUCUCUAUACUCUUGUCUUUGCUAUAGCUUGAUCCAAGUCUUUCCCGAUCAGAGACUGGAUCCAAAUUCCAUUUUUAUCACGAACCCCACUGCUCAUUGUAACCUAGUAGCUAAACAUUUUUAGCUCUUCAAUUGAUGUCAAGUUGUGUCCACUGCAGUUCGGCCUAUUGUUGGUCAUCUGAUAAAGUGUGAGCAUUGUCCUUGUUUUAUGAAGAUCAAACAUGGGGUAAUCUAUCUUCUCUUCUGGCUAUGACAUACAGUUCAUGAUACACAGUAUCUUCCUCUACUUUCGUAUGAGGUCAAUUCACGUCUGAAUCUCAUGCUGUACAUUUCCCUCCUUUUCUGUGAGUGGUCUCUCUUCAAUGCUUUGUAAAUGAUUCUUCCUGUCUCUUUCAUAUAAACCUAACAUUCUGAUUCAGAACACAGUUCAAUUGACUACUAUUUGAAUUGGGCCCUCCUCUCCACACUUGCUAUCUGUACAUUGUAGGCUAACUGAACCUGUCUGCAGACAGUGUUGUUUUGCACCUCCGUAUCCCCAUGCUAACUGUGGAAGAGGGUGGCAGACAAGAACUUACACCCUACACUUUCACCAUUAUGUUUCUGCAGAAAUAUUCCAUCAGAUGAAGAGGAGAGUUUUCCCUUUUUCCUCAUCCACGUUGACUUGUUGCCACGUCGUUGUCUCUUUUUGAAUUGACUGAAUCUUCCCUUCGAUCAAAGACUUAAAUUGGCCCUCACUUUAACUGCUUCCUUAUUCUGUUCUUGUACCGUGGAGUUUCACGUCGAGUUACUUUAGAGCACGUCAGCCAUUUUGAGAGUGGCCAUGUCCCAGAAGAUUCCAUCUGAUAGCUCUCAGAAAGGCUUUGCUGUGGGACGCGGGCUCCUGGCUGCUGCUGAGACCCUCAACUUCAGCAUGAAUGAACAGUGUUCAGACAGCCUCCAUCAUGGCUCAACCUCCAGACAGUUGCACAGCAUGUCCUCAGGUAUGGGUGGUGGUGAGGGCGACCAUGACCCCCAGCUGUCCCGUCGUGGUGGCGGCCACAUUGGCAACUCCAUGAAGCUAUUUGCCAGCUUGGGCCUGUCGCCCGCAGACCUAGACGUGCUGGCACAGAUCCCAGAAGAAAACAUUAGUGUGGAGUCCUUGCCUCAACUUAUAAUGCAGCUUAAGAACCGGAAGGUGGAUUCUGACAGACGCAUGGCAGGCAACUCUAGAGGGGACCUGUCCGGGCUCUCCUCUGAGCCCUCCUACAGAGCCAGCAGAGACAACUGGGAUGACAUGCGUGCUGGAAGACUGGGUGGUUCCAUGGGGCAAGCUUCGGCCCACGCUCAGCAAGGAGACUUGGGCUACAAUUCCAUCCAAGACACUCCAGCUGGAAGGUAUGAACUCGACUAUGGCCACGGCAGUGGCGGAAGAGAUCCAGGGUGGUAUUCAGAUCUUUCCCGUGAUCGCUACAGCGGUAUGGGCAUGGGUCCCCCUUCAGCGGCAGACAGUGUCUUUAUGACCAGGAGAAUGGGAUCCCCGUCCCAAGGCAAAGUGCAGGACUUCUUAGGAGUUAUACCUCACAUGUUUCCCCAUGUGUGCUCUCUUUGUGAUUUUGACGUGCACUCUACCAUGGAGUGGAACCAGCACACAGAUGGAUUACGCCAUACAGAAAACCAGAGGCUCCUCCUGCAAAUGUACCCAGAAUGGGAUCCACACAUGGCCACAAGCAGAGGCGGUGGGUCUCAUCUACAGGAGACCACCAAUCAAUCAGCCAGUCUCCUGGGACCAAUCCCCAUGGGCGGUGGGCAGCAGGCUGGAGGAGGCCGCAUGAGCUCCGGCUGGGGUGGUGGUGCUGGAUCUAAUGUUGGAUCAGGCAAGCCACAUCAACACUCUAUGGCACUUAAGCAGAUCAGAAGCAAAGUAGUGGUGGCCAUAUAUGACAGGAGUCCUCUGUCUAACAAAGCCCUGUUCGCCUUGGCUGAACCCUUUGGAACUCUCUGUGAACACUUGGUUCUGAAGAACAAGGCCUUUUUAGAAAUGGAGACUCAUAAGGAAGCUAGGGAUGUGGUGAGCUACUACCAGCAGAACCCAGCGCUGUUGCAUGGGAAACAAAUCACCUUAUAUCUGUCCAAAGAACUCCUGGUGAUUCAGAAAGACCGCAGAACUGAGAGAAUCAACCGGGAGGCGAAACAAGGCAAAGAGCCGGUGGCGGCGAACCAAUCGCAGGUAGUCUUCUUCUCCAACUUGCCGCGUGAGAACGAGAAGAAGCAGGAACUCCUCACCAUCGCGAGGCGCUUCGGCAUCGUAAAGAAACACUUGUUUCUAACUGAAGAGCGUUCGUCUUCCAAGGCUUUUGUUCAGCUGGGGUCUGCGGAGGAUGCUGAGAUGUUGGUGAAGUACUACACUCUGAAUCCACUGACCAUCCAGGGAAAGUCUGUCCGUUUAAACAUCUGUACCAAGUACAAGACCUUGAAUGUGAAUAAUCGCUCCAACAAACUGAUGGAUGACAAGAGAAGGAGAAGGAGCAGUAGUACUGGACCCAAAGACAAAUCUUCCUCCUCCAAGAGCACCAAAUCUUCCUCUUCUUCUAGCAGCAAAGCCAAAGAGGACAGGAAGGAACCACCAAAAGGAGAGGACGGCGAUGCAGGGAGAGAGGGAGAGGGGUCAGGGAGAGACGGAGUGGGGUCAGGGGAUGUGGUGGCUGGUGUGAUGGAGGGAGAUAAAGCUGAGGAGUGUGAAGGAGAGGGAGACCAGGAUUCACGUGAUGUUGGGCCGUCAGCGGACAAUGCUGAAGCCGUGACGGAAGACCCAGAGACUGCUGCCAACACCAGUCUGGAAUCGCAGGAGGAGAAGGAACCUGCUCCGGACUCCGACAAUGUUCCGAGCACUGCCAAGGGUCUGAGCAGUAGUGAUGUCACAGAGAAGGCUGAGGGGUCAGAGGUGGAGGAGGGGACUGUGCCUGGUGCAGAGGAGACAGCAGAGGGAGAGCCUGAGAGUGAACAGAUGGAAACUGAAGCCACUACAGAUGAGACAGAGGUCAAGGUUGACUCGCCAUCGGCAGAGCCAGCAGAGAGCUCAGAGAUGCAUGAAGAACAGCUACCUGCAGAUCAGGAGGAGGGCAGCAUGGAGCAGGACUUCCCAGAGAACAUGGAUGACUUUGUGACUCUGGAUGAGCUGGCAGAGGACGAGGACUUGGAGAGACAGGACUCGUCAUCCAAAGAAAAGUACUCGUCUUCAGGAAGCUCUAAGAAAAUUGGGGGAUUGAGAGUGGUCAACGUUGUGGGAUUUAAACGAGCCUAUGGUUUCCUGAACGAGAUCUUGGCCCUGGCCAAACCCUUCGGUACUGUAGUUCAGCACCUGGUGCUUGACGUGAGACCCGAGGCCUUUCUGCAACUCACUUCGGAAGAAGAGGCCAAAGCAAUGGUCAAUUUCUACAGUGGGAAUGUAACACCGACUGUGUGUGGGAAGUCUGUGAAAAUCUACCAUUCACAGACAUACGCUACCAUUCAGAGUGGGAGAGUGGUAUACGUGGGACAGAUUCCCCACUUCAAAUCCUCCGACGCCUCCCUCCUGAAAAUCGCUGAACCGUUCGGCAAAGUGAGACGCUAUUUUCUGAACAGAUCUCGCAACGAGUGUUUCAUUGAAAUGGAACGUGGAGAGGAUGCUGAGAGAAUGGCUGACACCUACAAGGACACGCCCCCUAAAUUGGAAGGCAAGCGGCUAACGGUGUACGUGAGCAGGAAGUACAAACAGCUCAAAUACGGACACCGACCACCAGCCCCUGACUCUGAGGAGAAGGAGAAGAGGUCGUCGAAGAGGGAGCGAUCAGGCAGUGAAACGAGCUCCCACAGGAGCUCCGCAGCCAAAAGCUCAGCCAAACAGGAUGAAGAACCUCCAGUCAAGAAGUCCAGAGAGGAGACGGCAUCUUCAUCAACAGACGAGCCUGACAAAGAAGACGAGGAGAAGAUGGUGGAGGCGCCCACUGAGCAGAGUGAGGUAGAGGUUAGGAAGGAGGAGGAGGUCCAGGGAGAAUAUGGUCAACCCUCUGAGAACUCGGCUGUACACGAAAUAGACACUGACAUGAACAUCAAAAUGGAGGAAAACGACGCGCCCAUUUCCAUCCUGAGUGUGAGGAGCGUUGAGGAGAAUGGAGAGACUGCCUGCACACCAUCUCAGGCUGAGGGGAAGCUUUCAUCAACCAGCCCGGUUCCUCUGGGGCCGUAUGAGCCUAACAGCCCAGUGGGUGUUGAAUAUGUGAAGAUGGGGUACUACUGUAGAGUCUGUUUCCUGUUCUAUUCCAAUGAGGAGACGGCCAAGAAGGUUCACUGCAGCAGUCAAUCUCACUACCAAAAACUCAAGAAACAUCUGGAAAAAGAGAAGGCCAAAGCUCAAAGUAGCACAGGGUUGAAGACUCCCGUGUAGGACAAUUACACGUGUCGAACUGUUGAUCAAGUGUUCAUGCAUGGAUAGAGUUAGUUUGUAACCCUAGAGUGGAUGUUUCGGGAGUUGUUUUUUAGGCUUUCAUGUUUAGCUAUACAGCUUUAACUUUAACUUUUAACCAAGGAAGAACCAACUAUGAAGGGAUCUGGAGAAUGUUAUGAGUUUUGUAUGCCUGGUUUUGUUUCAUGUUUUCUGACAACUCAUCUUGCUAUAAAUGUAAGUUCAAGAUGCAUUUUUGAUUUAUAUUAGAAGUCGUAGGCCUACAUCUCUGUAGCUGGUCUUUUGAAUGUUCACCAACUGUCGUGUGAUGCGGAGAUGAGAAACAAUGUAACCAGUUAUGUUAGGGAGUCUAAAGAAAGGAGCUUGGUUGAUCAUUUUAACUUACAGAUGCCUCCCAUGCAGACGUUCAGAUAAUUGCAUUAUUUGGUUGAGGAGGAAGUUUACAGUACAAAAAUAUCAACGUAACAUGUAAAGUAUUGGUCCCAUGUUUCAUGAGCUGAAAUAAAAGAUCCCAGACUUUUUACAACCAUA